Molecule: messenger RNA, 1265 nt
Organism: Oryza sativa Japonica Group (Japanese rice)
Lineage: Eukaryota; Viridiplantae; Streptophyta; Magnoliopsida; Poales; Poaceae
Source: RefSeq, a predicted model, not a curated record
ACGUAACGUACGUGCCCCCUUGUCCCGACCCGUCACGUGGGGGAAACGAGUGAUCACUGAUCAGUCUACGCGAGCUACUAGCUUGCUAGGUGAGCUAGGCUAGGUAGUAGGUUGGUGGUGGCGCAGCCAUGGCCGCCGCCGCCGCCGCCGCCGCAGCUGCGGCGAGCACCGCUCGCGGCGGGCACCGGCCAUGGACGGCGGCGAGCCGUGGUGUUAGUGCUCGCCGUUGUUCGGUCGCCCCUGCGCAGGUCCGCGCGAGAGGCCCAACCGAGUGGUGGCCUGCGGCGGCGAGGAGGAGGAGGGCGCCGCGGCGGCAUGCCGUCGCGGCCAAGGCCGGCGCGGCGGACGCGCGGCCGUCGUCGUCGUCGGAUGCCGUCUCCUACUCCUCCAGCAUCUCCACCGACAUGCCGCUCUACGAGCCCACCGGGGUGUCGUUCGACGAGUACCUCCUCGACCGCGCCCGCGUGUUCCGCGCCAUGUUCCCCGACGAGAGCAGGAGCCAGCGCCUCAGCGACGAGGAGUGGAGAGUCCAGAUGCUGCCGCUGCAGUUCCUCCUCCUCACCGUGCACCCGGUCGUCGUCAUGCAGCUGCGCCACCGCGACGGCGUGCUCGACCUCCGAAUCACGGAGUGGGAGCUGCGUGGGCUGGAGCGCGACUACGCGCCGGCGAGCUUCGACCUCGGCGUCCGCGGGUCGCUCUACGCCGACAGGAGCCGCGGCCGCCGCGCCUGCCGGCUGAGGGGCCACCUCGAGAUCUCCAUCGGCUGCGUCCUGCCGCCGCCGAUGCGCCUCGUGCCGGGCGCCGUCAUGCGCGGCGUCGCCGAGUCGUAAGAUCUUCGGUUCUUCGCCAACGCCGGCGGGGCCACAAAUUUUGGUUUCUUGGCGAUCUUGAAGAUUGUGGCGGUGCAGGUGCUGCAGAGACUGGCCGAGAAGAUGAAGCAGGACGUCGACGUCGGCAUCGUCGCCGACUUCCAGAGAUUCCGGCGGGAGAAGGCCGCCGCCGCCGCCGCCGCAACGGGGAAGGUGAACUCCACAGCUGACAGAGAAACCUGAAGCAUGGAUAUCUGAAAACCUGGCCAAAAUUUCAUCAAAAUUUGAUUCAUAUACUACAUGAUUCAUUUUGCUCGUGGGAAGAUCAAUUCUUGCAAAAUAAUACUAGAAUUUUCUGCGAAGGAUAUAUCCACAAUAUAGAGUGUGUUGGACUAUGUAAUUUUGUAAUGUGAAAUUAAGUAAUGUUAAAUUACUUAAGUACCUGUCCGAAUAUGA